Messenger RNA from Saccoglossus kowalevskii, 1090 nucleotides. RefSeq lists its product as uncharacterized. The record is from RefSeq and is a predicted model, not a curated record. Lineage: Eukaryota; Metazoa; Hemichordata; Enteropneusta; Harrimaniidae.
AUGGUGUGGCUUCAAAUUAAGAAAGAGCAACACAUUUCAAUAGUGAAUAACCUGAAGGAUUUGACUGAAAACCUUUCUAAAGGAAUGAAAGUUGAAUGUCCGUUGUGCCCAGUUACAAAGUUUAAAUGUAAUAAUACUGCUAAGGUCAAGAAACAUUUGAAGACUCACGAAAAAUCAGGAAUCAAACGAGAAGGUUAUAAUUAUUUAUGCCUUGUGUGUCACUUGAAAUGUCGUAAAAGUAGUUCUGAUCAUGGUCACUAUCAUUGUCCAUUUUGUUCUAAUACGUUUGCUCGUAAGAAUCUAAUUAAAGAUCACUGGAGAAGUAAGCACAGUGACAGUCAUACAGACAGUGGAUAUUUUUCAUUGGAAAAUGCCUACCAAGGUGGCAGUGCUUCUGUUAACACCUCUUUUCCAGUUUGCAACAAAAAUGGUAUCCAGGAUGCUGCAUGUGCUUCCAUGUCAAAUGCCACAUGCAGCCCACAAUUAGACUCCAGUGAUGCAGCUCUUCCAAGCACUGCCAUGGCAACAUCACAAAUCUCACAACCAAGCAUAAGUAAUGUAAACCAGAUUACUCCUGAUGCUACAUGUGCUUCCAUAUCAGAUGCAGCAUACAGUCCACAAUUAGCCACUAGUGCUCGUCAAUGCUCUGACAUAUAUGUAUCUCAAAUCACACAGCCAAGCAUCAGCAAUCAACACCUUAAUGCUAUUUGCUUUAACGAUGCAUAUCACAGACUUGAAUCAUCUCAGCCGUCCAUUACAUCUUCCAGUAAGCUGUUACUUCAUACAAUGGAUGAAGAAACUCCUGAUAAUUUGGAUAAAAACCGUAUUCUUAGCCCUAUGAUAGGAACAAAGAUGUCAUCUUAUUCCAGUAUAUCAAUACCAUCUACCUCCACUGUACGCAUUGAAAAUGACUCAGAAACUGAUAUCAUAAAACCUGCCUUAAUGAAUGAUUAUUACAAUACAUACUCACCACCAUGUUUAAUAACUGACGCACCACCAGAUGAAUCCAUGACCUGGUGUAAUUGUGAGCCAUUUCGGCAUGGUUCAUAUGAUAGUGAACUUUAUGAGCUUAAUAACAAACCCUAUUCUG